This is a messenger RNA of Epinephelus moara (kelp grouper), 6554 nucleotides long. It is a transcript of the gene lnpkb, whose product is annotated as lunapark, ER junction formation factor. The record is from RefSeq and is a predicted model, not a curated record. Lineage: Eukaryota; Metazoa; Chordata; Actinopteri; Perciformes; Serranidae. The transcript is spliced from 16 exons. Gene Ontology annotation, cellular component: endoplasmic reticulum tubular network. The coding region runs from base 175 to 1518 and encodes 447 amino acids. Gene Ontology annotation, biological process: endoplasmic reticulum tubular network organization.
GUAUCGACGCCGCGCCAACUCAACACGCUUGACAUGUCAGUUGAGGUAACAGAGAAAGUGUCCUGUCUGCUCGUGUGUGCGCUAACUUGACUAAAUGAGCGGCUAACAGGAACUCUGAGACACCACCGGAUUGAGCCAAAGGAAUCAAAGAGAAGACGACUGUAAUUUACAGACAUGGGGGGCCUGAUAUCCAGAUGGAACACAAAGCAAACCACAGUUGAGCAGCUGGAGACCCUCGACAAGGAGAUUAAAGAGUUGGAGGAGUUCAGAGCCAAAAACCAACGUCUGCAAAAGCUGUGGGUCGGCCGGUUGCUUCUCUACUCGUCAGUCCUAUACCUGCUGACAUGUCUGGUUGUGUACUGUCUCUACCUACCUGAGCAAUGGUUGGAUAGAAUCGCCAUGGCUCUGCCUUUCUUCAUAUACCCUGUGCUGGUUUGGUUCAUCAGGAAGUUGUUGAUCUUCCUUUUUUCCAAACGCACUGAGAGAAACAGUGAUAAACUGGAAGAAUUGAAGGCUGCCAAAAAAAAGAUCCUGGAGGAAGUGAUGGAAACAGAGACGUACAAAAACGCUAAAGUCAUCCUGGAGCGCUUUGAUCCUGAAGCGAAGAAGAAAGCUGAGCUAGAGUCGACUCCGGUGCGUCCACAGAUGACUCCCAGGCCAGGACAAGAGAUUCGACAGAGAGGGGUGGCAAUGAGACCCAUGCCGAUGGGCACCCCGGCUGCAAUGACUCCCCCACCUGGAGCACGGCCUCCAAUGGGACCAGGGGGCACACCUGUGGAACCUGUCCCUCUCUCAGCUCCAGGAGGACCGCCGGAGAGAUCUGCUCUGUCUGCCUCUGUCCUCCAGGGGGCGAUACCCAGGACCCCCAGCUCUCCUAUACCAGGAGUCGGCCUGCACCCACCAGGUCCUCCAUUAGCAAGACCCAUCCUGCCCAAAGACAGGGGAGCCAUGGACCGAGUCAUUGAAUACCUGGUAGGGGAUGGACCACAGAACAGAUACGCUUUGAUCUGCCAGCAUUGUUUUUCUCAUAACGGCAUGGCCCUGAAGGAAGAGUUUGAAUAUCUAGCGUUCCGUUGUGCGUAUUGCUACUUCCUGAAUCCGGCCAGGAAGACACGCCCUCAGGCUCCCAGGCUUCCAGAGUUCAGCUACGAGAGGAGGCUGCGAGCAGAGUCUCGUUCUCCUGGACCAAUGCGGCGUUCAGGAACAGACACAGAGGAGAGUGCACCUCCUUCUGGAGCCAAGGCUCCAGCUCCGUGGAAUUUGGUCCACAGUUUCCAGAUCCAGCAGAGUCCAAAGAACCCCCAGAACCGACCCCUGCAGAGUCCAGAUGAGAGAGAGCUGGGGGAAGACGAAGGACCCACUAAAGGAGCAGAGAGUGACAGCCAAUCAGAGGAGCUGCAGCAGCAGGUAGAAGAAGAAAGAGAAGAGGAAGUGGUUCAGGAGGAGGCGGAGGAGGAGGAGGUGGAAUCAGAGCAGAGUCACAGCGCCCCCUGUGAGUCAGAGUCUCAGCCAUCAUAGUCACAGAGAGUCCAGAGGAGGACCAGGAAUGUCGGAUCAUUCGAUUGGAACAAAAGGUGUUGGUAGUGGCCAUGAUAGACAGGUGGCAUUUUAAAGCAAUAUAGGUGGACAAGGAUUGUCACUAGCAGCAGCAUAAUGAUAUUGUACUUCCUUGCAACCAAAAACUAGAUCAAUCACUGUCAUACUGACACAAAGCAGGUAGAGGAGAUUAUGUAGGUAAUGUGGUAAAUGGUGUGUAUUCUCAGUGAACAACAUAAUAACUUUGGAUGUACGCUCAUUGUAUUUAAUGGUAAAACUGUCCAAAAAUAUUGCCUAAAUGAUGCCAACAUAUCAUGGCCUUAACAGUCUGAGUGGUUCACUUGGAAGAUGUCAGAUUGAUGACCGUAGUUUUAAUUUUAAGGCUGUUUCUCAGUAGAGCAGUUUGCUGAUGAUGACGCUGUAUUUGUGGUGAUUGACUGUUAAUUUUUCAGUAUUCUAUCAUUUACAGGAUAAGGUUGUUUUAGGUUUGACGUAGUCGCCUGCCGUAGGAUUUGAACAUGGAGAGUUUGUUUUUAGAUGAAACUGCUGGUUCACUAUGUUUGUCUUCAGAUGAAACGAGAACAUGCUGAAAUUUUGCUUCCUUCGCUGACUCUGACGCCACUCAGUGUAGCGUCUGUAUAUUUAGCUAAAUAUCACACAUUAUCAUGAUGCAAAUUGAAUGUAGGGCAUACAUGUUAUUUAUUGUAUUGUCGGGUUGUGAGAGAACAUGAAAUCAAACAACUACAUCUGAAGACGAACCUGUUGUGAAUCAGGACAUAAUCUGUUGUGUUAGUGGUAUGCCAUUAAGUUUCAAGACACUGCUGCGGCUUUCUUCGUUUCCUGGUUUUAAUCCCACACACAUGCUCGUAGCCUUUUAAAGGAAUACUUAACUGGCAAAAUGACCACUUGUGUAACAACGACUCACCACGUGUCACAAUGCCUCCACUGUGAACGGAGAAUCCAAAAAAGCGGACUUUCUUCAUGAAUUGAAAUAAACGAAACGAACGAACAAAAGUAACCAAGAAAAAAAUAAGAUAGUAAUGAUAAGUAACAUAAGUUAUGUUUCAUGUUUCAUGUCUGAAAUGGAAUAGGAAGAAGCAAACUGCUUAUGUAGUUCUGCCCCUGUUCUGUUCUGAUACACAGUCAAUCACAUAAACCAACUCUCUGCCCCAGUGUCUAUCCGAACAACUAAAUCACUUGCUCUUCUUCAUAUAUAUAUAAUCAGCAACACACUCAAAAAAGGAAAUGGAAAACCAGUUAUGACAAUAUCACCGUUAGCGUGUACACAUUUGUACGUAUUUUUAACAGUCUGAUAUUUUUACUUGGUUUAAUAUCUUCCUGUAGUCCAUUCCACAAAAUCUCUCCACAAAUACAUACACACAUACGUUUAUUUCAGUGAUAAUUGUGUGGGCAGUGCUGAGCAUACGACUGGAUAAAUGAAACUUUGAUUAUACUGCACGGAGUUGUGUGACAGUUUGUGAACAGAUUUUUUACUGUUGUUAAACACGGACCCCAGUGACUUCACUUCAUGAAGAAUUUUCGUCUUUUUUGGAUUCUUCAUUCACUGUGGAGAGAAAAGUUUUCUUUACAAAUUCAACUAACUAAUAAACAAGUGAUCAUUUUGCAGGUGAAGUAUUCUUUAAACACAGAUACUUGGACAAAUAGUAAUACUGACAUUUCAUCAAACUCUGAUGCAUGUACUCAUUUUAUCCUGCUGAAUUUUAAAGUUUUUAUAAAAUAAUGUUUUAGCAUGCAGCUUGUUCUAGACAAGCGUUAAGAUGAAGUUAGUGCGUUUGAAUGCAGCUGAUGUUUCUCUGGUAAGCUGCACUCAGAUCUGCAAGAAGUUCUAAGUGCAGGUCAAAAUGAAGGAAUAGAUCUGGGUAUGUAUAUGUACAUAUGUAUAUAUCCAGUAAAGCCUUGUUUCCACCGAGCAGUACGGUACGGUUCAGUCCGAUACGCAUUUUUUUCCAUUUCCACUGUAAAAAGUUGUGGAUGGUACCAAUGGAACCAUUCCUUACCGUCCCCAUGUUUGGUCCCCCCUCUGUUGGGGUACCUAGCACACAGAUUUGGUACUAAAAGGUGGAGCUGUGAACACUGCAGUCUGAUUGGUCAGUAGAGGACGGUCACUCUGCUCAGGGCUGAGUUGUGGCUGGUUUUGAGGCUCAUGUAAGAGAACAAGAAGCAUCGCGGAGCAUCGUUCCUGUCGGCCAUGGAGACACUAAACCCCUGAGCUUGCCUGAGAAGGACUAAAUUCACAAACCCACUAUUUUUAAAUAUCCCAUGCAGAGACACUGCAGCCUGUUCUGUUUUGUUCUGAAAAUGUCGAGGUGUAGCCUCGUUCUGUGGACGAUAAACCAGGUGCACUGCUUACUGGUGAUGAGAAAAUACAGCGAGUGUUGGACGGAGACCAGAACCCCACCCACAUUUAAAAGUACUGUUUGCGGUGGAAACAUUUAACAAAUCUAGGGUCUAGGUACCUUAAUAUCUGAAGGGUUAGUUUUGGUUCUAAAGGUACCAAACUGAAAGUGUUUGGUGGAAACGGAGCUGAAGUGGAUGACGCACUUACCAGAGACAGCAGCUGCUGCAAGUCUGUACAUUGAUGCCUCUGUUUCUUCUUUGUUGGUGAGAGAGUUAGAUACAAUCUCUCAGCAGCAAAUUAUUUUCACCAAAUAAAUGUCCCAGUUAUACUGCAGUUGCUGUGUACUGUGUGUAACUGAACUCAGAUCAGCCAUCAGUGGUGCAACAGGUUGUAAACCAUUACAGGUAUGUAACCCUGCUGCAUAAACCGCGCUCUCCCUGCAUACAAACAGCAUGUGCACUCAUCAGGUUUUAUUUGACUCUUAUUUUUUUUUUCUAACCAAGUUUUUUUGGGGAAAACUGAACCUCUAAAAUUAAACUUUAUCGUUGAAGAUCUUUCUUCAAGGUUGUGCCUGUCAACUGAAGCUAAUUUAUGUGCUUGAGGAUAGCAUCAGUGUUGAUGAGCAAUGCUAACAAUCGUUCAGUUUCUGAAUGAACUGAACGUUUCAACGUUUGAUAGGUGAAAGAAAUUAGCAGACUGGAGCUAAAACUGCCAAUUCAUCUGUCUGUUUUCUGCCAAUCAUUUGCCAAAUGUGCUGUAGUUUUAUCUGUAUUACCUGACUUCAUUUGCACUGAGUUCUCUUUAUUUAUUUGGCCAUAAUGUGUUUUAAUCUGUGUUCAGGAUUUGAUGCACUGUUUCGUUUGAAACAUUUAGACGUGUAAUCUUAAAUUGCCACGGUACUUAAAUCAGUUUAAAUGUAAAGGCCUGGUUUGGGUUCUGUGGCCUUCUGGUUGCUUUUUAGCAUUUGUUGAAAUGUUUUUAUUGUGUUUUCUGUUUUUGCUUUUAUUCAUUUGAUGUAUUUUAAAUGUGUGCACUCACAGUAGGUACUUGGUGCUUUGGUUGCUACUGUUUACAGUGUAAUCUGCUCCACGCUGAUCAGCCAAAAUAUUUGAACCACCGACAGGUGAAGUGAACGACAUUGAUCAUUUUGUUAUAAUGCGAUGUGCUGCUGGGAAAUUUUGGGUCGUAACACACCACCCACUCAAACACCGUUACAGAGCAAGUACAUCCCCUCAUGGCAAAGGCCCCCCAGCAAGGAGAUGUGCUGUGCCACGCCACAAAAACUGCUGAAAAAUGACCCAAAGAACGUGACAGAGAGCUCAAAGUGUCAACCUGGCCUCCAAAUUUCUCAGAUCCCAAUCUGUUUGAGGAUUCGUGGGACAUGCCCCAGAAGUACCACCUAAUCCUGGUGGUUUACCUUGGCUCAGACUUGGCCCUGACCUUUCGAGGCAUGGACACUGGACCUCUAGGGGUGUCCUGUGGUGUUUUGGCACCAAGGCGUUGGCAGCGGAUCCUUUGAGUCCUGUGGGUUUUGAGUUGGGGCACCGGCAUAUCUCACAAAUGCUUGAUCAGAUUGGGAUCUGGGAAUUUUGGAGGCCAGGUUGAUGCCUUGAGGUAAUUGUCACAUUUCUCGGGCCAUUGCUGAGCAGUUUUUGUGGUGUGGUAGGGUGUGGAGGCCACUGCCAUAGUGGUGUACUGUUGCCAUGAGGGGGUGUACUUGGUCUGCAGAGGUGUUUGGAUAGGUGGAGCAUCCACAUGGAUGACAGGACCCGAGGUGUCCCAGCAGAACAUCACAUUAUCACAAGAUGAUCAAUGUUACUCACCUCACCUGUCAGUGGUUUUAAUAUUGUGGCUGAUCGCUGUAUGUCUAACUACUGUAGCAACAAAUUCAGGAGGUUCGUGGCUCGUCUGGCCAGCACUUGCACCCACUGCUUUUGACAGUUUCUUAGAACCAGGAGAAAUAGUGAGUGUCUAUGCAAAUGUAAAUAUGUGGUGGUAUCACCUGUGGUGUUCACAUCUGGUCCUAGAAACACACCCAGGCUACCUGGGCAAAAUAUUCUUGAGGGAUAAACUGACGACACAUUGAAUUCCCUUUAAUGUGUAUAUCUUAAUGUGUUAAUUUCAGAUUUUCACACUAAUUCUGUGUUUCUAGUUAUUUGUUGACCUCAAACCCUCAACAACCCAGAAUCAUUUGGAAAAGUUUGCCUUGAAGGUUUGGGCAGCAGAAGUGCUUCUAGACGAACCUUUACUAUUGAGGCGAGACCAUGUAAUGUAUUUAAAGCUGCCUGACUCUGCACCUUGACCACUGCUUAUCAUUUCCAUUUUGUCCUGUUAUUUCCCUGCAAAAUGUUGCAUCAGUGUACCUGUAUCAGCUGACUGACUCGUGGUCGGCUGAGUGGUGCCAGUGUUUACAAGCUUUUUAUCCUCCAUGAUACCUGCUGGUGAUGAAGAGUAGUAAAAACUAUAAAUAUAAAGCUGUCGUUAAGAUAUUUAAAAACCUGUCAAAAAGUUGUCUCACGCACUGACUCGUGUAACACCUGUUUACUUUGUAUUUGUAGUUUUGUUUUUCUCUGCUAGAUUUAUCAGUUACCUUUCUGCCAAUGCUGGUUGUCAUUAAGUGGGCGCAUGGCACGCCUAAUAAAAGUUUUUCAGCAACAAA